Molecule: messenger RNA, 1471 nt
Organism: Daphnia carinata
Lineage: Eukaryota; Metazoa; Arthropoda; Branchiopoda; Diplostraca; Daphniidae
Product: kynurenine/alpha-aminoadipate aminotransferase, mitochondrial-like
Exons: 9
Coding region: 70-1350 (426 amino acids)
Biological process (GO): biosynthetic process
Molecular function (GO): pyridoxal phosphate binding; L-kynurenine:2-oxoglutarate transaminase activity
Source: RefSeq, a predicted model, not a curated record
CCAGCAGUGCAACAGUGCAUAGUUAGUGUGAAACAUUUUUAUCGCCAUACAAUACUAGUUAUAACAACAAUGAAUUACACCAGAUUCAUUAAUGGAUUGUCCGCAGCUCGAAAACCAUCGCCUAUCCGAGAAAUGACUAAGCUACUGACCCAAGGAUCUCCUGACCUGGUAUUUUUGGCAAGUGGAGUUCCCAACCCAAGUAUGUUUCCUUUUCAGGGUGCCUCAAUUAAUUUAAGAGAUGGUAGCACAAUACAGCUCGAAGGGAAGACAAUAAAUGACGCAUUACAAUAUGGGCCAACUCAGGGGUAUGGUCCACUAUUGGCACAACUAAAAGAAAUGCAGCAAAAGCUUCACAGCCCACCUUGUUGGACAAAUACAGAAGUUCUUAUUACUAAUGGAAGUCAAGAUGGGCUGUGUAAAGCUUUUGAGAUGAUGAUGAACUUAAAUGAUCAUGUCAUUGUUCAAGAACCUGUGUACGCUGGAACUCUUGCAAUUCUAAACCCUUACAAACCACAGUACAUCCCAGUGCAGUGCGAUGCAAACGGAUUGAUACCCGAGGAAUUAAGGCGCUCUUUAGAAAGCAAAUGGAAAUCGGAAGACACCCAAUCCUCCAAGUCUGAUGUUCCUAAAGUGUUGUACGUUAAUCCAGCUGGAGCCAAUCCAACAGGCGUUUCUAUUCCGUUGAGCAGACGACAAGAGAUCUAUCAGAUAGCCAAAGAUUUUGAUUUAAUUAUCUUUGAGGAUGAUCCUUAUUACUUUUUACAGUUUGACAAGGAACGGACUCCAAGUUUCCUUUCACUAGACACUGACGGUCGAGUCAUUCGAUUCGAUUCUCUUUCCAAAGUAUUGAGCUCUGGCAUUCGCCUUGGGUACGUCACAGGUCCCCGCGAAUUAGUCGAACCAAUUACGUACCACAUGCAAGUCUCAGUUCUUCAUGCUUCAUCCCUGUCCCAGGUUUUAGUAUCAGAGCUGCUGAAACAAUGGGGACAUGAAGGUUUUCUGGGACAUGUUGAUCGUGUACAAAAAUUCUAUUUUCAGCAACGGGAAAUUAUGCUAAAGGCCGCAGAAACCCAUUUGACAGGACUUGCCGAGUGGAAUGUUCCGCAAGGAGGGAUGUUUCUUUGGAUUAAAUGCUUGGGAGUCAGUGACACACGACCAAUGAUUAUGGACCGAGCCCUGAAAAAAGAUGUAAUUUUAUUACCUGGUCGCGAGUUCAUGACAGAUCCAUCCCAGCCAUGUCCCUAUAUGAGAGCGUCCUUUUCUCUCGCCUCUCCGGAAAAUAUUGAUCGAGGAUUCCGCAACUUGGCGCAGCUCAUACGCGAAGAAAUCGAAUUGACCAAGAAAGUCUGAUUACAUUACGUGAGAGCAAAACAGACAGUAAGAUUUAUGAUAUUAACAUGCACAAUCAAUGUAACAUACCAUUUUUGGUAGUGAACAAGCAAAGGGAAAUUGAAAGGUAGUUAAAGGAUUA